UAAGCCACAUAAAGAGAGAAGUCUUUUGUCCUAAAGACGGCUAAUCCUUGGGACGAAAAGUUCCAAAAUAACUGUAUUCUUUCUGUUUGACUUCUUUUCGGGUUAUGGAUUCAUCUCGUGAAGCUAAACACGAUCAGGAGGAGGAGAGAAGAGAAGAUGAAGCAGCUGCUUCUUUGGUGGAUGUAAAUCUCAUGGUGGUGCUUCUCUCUCAGCUUUGUACGAAGGACGAUGAAGAUGAUAAGAAUUUGGAGAAAGAGAGAAAAGAUCAUGUUGCGCAUGAGAUUCGUGAAUCCAGAGCACGUGCAAACAAGAGGUUUAUGAAGGAACCAAAGCUCAUGGAGAAAAGAACACAUGUGCUUCAACCCAUGGCUAAGGAAUUCAGGUCCAGGAGAAUGUGAAAGGUCACCAUGACCGGUGAUCUUGUACGUGAUUGCCCUAGAAGCUGAAAGCAAUCAUCAUAUUUUUUUAAUUGCAAU
Brassica napus (rape) is the source of this 476-nucleotide messenger RNA. RefSeq lists its product as uncharacterized. Lineage: Eukaryota; Viridiplantae; Streptophyta; Magnoliopsida; Brassicales; Brassicaceae. The coding region runs from base 105 to 398 and encodes 97 amino acids. The record is from RefSeq and is a predicted model, not a curated record. The transcript is spliced from 2 exons.